CUGGACUGGUUUACCAUUAUCAUUAUUAAUCAGUGAUGGGAAACAUGGAGUACCUGCUGGAGCUGACGGGGCUUCUGGCUGUGCUGACGACAGCUGCUUCUGCUGGACUGAGAGCAGAGGAAGUCACAGGAGCUGUGGCGUAUUUAAAGAAGUAUGGCUACCUGCACCCCCCGCUGGACAGGGAAGGCCCAACCCCUGCGCCUCAGGAGUUAAAGGCCGCCCUCAGAGAGUUUCAGAAAGCAACGGAGCUGCAGGUCUCAGGGCGAGUGGACGCAGCGACGGUGAGGAUGAUGAGUAGAGCUCGCUGUGGAGAGGAAGACUCCUUCAGCGACAGGUUCCACCGAUACAGAGUCCUGGGUCACUGGCGUAAGAAGAUGCUGACGUACCGGAUCUAUAACUUCACCCCGGACCUCGGACAGGGGAAGACUCGCCUGGCCAUCCAGACGGCGUUCAGGUACUGGAGCGCGGUUUCCCCGCUGAGGUUCAGAGAGCUGCAGAGAGGACGCGCCGACAUCAAGAUCUCCUUCCACCGGAAAGACAAGAGCUGCCCGGUGCCCUUCGAUGGGAGAGGUCACGUCCUGGCCCACGCCGACGCCCCCGAGUCGGGGCUGGUUCACUUCGACAGCGACGAGGUUUGGACGGAGGGCAAGAGCUCGGGGUCCAACCUGAGGAUCGUGGCCGCCCAUGAGAUCGGCCACGCUCUGGGUCUGGGUCACUCCCAGCACUACAGCGCUCUGAUGGGCCCGGUCUACAACGGGUACCGGUCCGACUUCAAACUGCACCCCGACGACAUCCAGGGCAUCCAGGCUCUGUACGGAAAGCCGGAGAAGCCACCUCCCCCCAAAAGGAGUCCUGCAGUAACGGGAGCCGCUCCGGACCCCUGUGGGGCCCCUGUGGAUGCAGUGAUGUUGGGUCCCCAGCAGAAGACCUUUGUGUUCAGCGGGGGGUUUGUGUGGACGGUCUCCGGCUCCGGCCACAGCCCCCCUGUCCCGACCUCCUCCCUGUGGAGGGAGCUGCCGGGGGGGCUGAACGCCGCCGUGACCUCGCAGAGGACCGGGAAGACCUACUUCCUGAAAGAGGACAGAGUCUGGAGAUACUCGGGCUUCAAACUGGACCACGGUUUCCCCAGAAAGCUGUCCAACAUCCCGGCUAACAUCGACGCUGCGUUCUACCUCAGCAAGAGCAAGAAGCUCGUCUUCAUCAAAGGCUCUGGAUACUGGCAGUGGGAUGAAGUCAGCACCACAGACUUCUCCUCGUACCCCCGGCCGUUAUCACAGCUGUUCCCCGGGGCCCCUGGCGGCCCUGACGCCACCCUCUCCUCCUCAUACGGGAACAUCUACCUGUUCAAAGGCUCGCAGCUCUGGAGUGUGAAGCUGCAGAAACACGUAGAGAAACCUCAGAGCAUCGCGGCGGACUGGCUGCAGUGUGACGACUGAAGCUCACUAUAUCACACAGAGAGAUAUCUGGGUCCCUGAGGGAGGAAGUAGAGCAUUGAAUUGGGAGGAGGGGGGGUGUUGCUGUGAUGGGUCCUUUUGUAAAUAGGAUUUUAAGAGGCCCUUGUUUGUUUUUAAAUGUCUCUUGUGAGACGCUUUCUAUCCAAAGCGACUUACAUACACUGAGGGCAAUCCCCACUCAAGGGUCUUUCCAAGGGACACAACGACAUGCUGACUGCAGCGGGGACUGAACCAGCACACCAGCCCACUGAGCCACAGCCUCCAGCCUUUAUUGAAUAAAAGUACUCCAAAAACUGGACAAUCAAGCUCCAGCUUUCUGUCAAAUCAUUUUUAUUUUCCCCCAUAUCUCUGCUCCUUCAAAAACAAAAAAAUCCUACCAACUCUUGCAUCCUUCAAGCUGUCAAACUCACCUGUUCAAUGUUGCUUUCAAUCUCUAAUCAUCACCCCCCCCCCCUAACAUUUGACUCCCACUUAAGAGUAGGACUUGUGUUUGGUUGCUCUGUUCUGACUGUAUGUAAAGCGUGUCUGAGAACUGGGGAAGCGCUUUAUAAACCGUAUGUGUUGUUAGGACUAUAAAGGGUGCAUGAAGAGCCUGCAAGGAUGGGAGGAACUGUUCUCCCAGCAGGAGAUAAUUAAAGUUGAUUCAGUGGA
Eleginops maclovinus (Patagonian blennie) is the source of this 2105-nucleotide messenger RNA. RefSeq names its product matrix metalloproteinase-19-like. Gene Ontology annotation, biological process: collagen catabolic process; proteolysis; extracellular matrix organization. The transcript has 9 exons. Gene Ontology annotation, molecular function: metalloendopeptidase activity; zinc ion binding. The coding region runs from base 36 to 1436 and encodes 466 amino acids. The record is from RefSeq and is a predicted model, not a curated record. Gene Ontology annotation, cellular component: extracellular matrix. NCBI's taxonomy places the organism in Eukaryota, Metazoa, Chordata, Actinopteri, Perciformes, Eleginopidae.